Messenger RNA from Adineta steineri, 1767 nucleotides. The record is from the annotation of a GenBank genome assembly. Lineage: Eukaryota; Metazoa; Rotifera; Eurotatoria; Adinetida; Adinetidae.
AUGAAUAUCUUUCUUCAUGAUCUCAAUCAAGCAUAUACAACAGGUCAAUUAUUAUAUGAUGACGACACUAAUCUUCGUUAUCUCGACUAUGCUGUUAUUGAACAACAAAUGUCAAUGACUGGCGCAAGUAUGUUUUGGCUUGAUGUUCUUCAUGAUUGUAAACUUGAUCAGCCUUUGUCAUUACCAUAUGAUCGAUAUCGUCUCUCAAAUGAACAUCGAACUGGUCGUGGAACACCUAUUUGUUUUGACUUUGGUCAAGAUCUUUCACAUGACUUUCUCAUCCAUGCAUCAUCAAACAACAUAUCACUAGAACAACUUGCACUUGCUACGUAUUAUGUGUUUUUAUUCAAAUUAACCAAUGGAGAAAAAGAUCUAUGCAUUGGAAUAAAUACACAUGGUCGAUAUAGAGAUGAACUUAACUCUAUCAUUGGAAUGUUUGUGAAUGCUAUACCUUUGCGAUGUCAACUUGAUCCUCAUUUAUCAUUCCAUCAACUGACCAAACACGUUCAAGAUAACAUGAUAAACUAUAUUAAAUAUUCUUAUUUUCCACUUCAGCGUAUUCUCAAUCAACAUCCUAAUAUAUCAAAUCCUGUAUUUCUUGAUACAUCAUUUGACUUUGUGUCAUCUAUGAAAAAAGAUGAAGAAAAUGAAAUAAUGAUUGGAGAUAGUCGAUAUUCUUUACUACCUUAUUCAAUUAAAAUUGGUGGGGAUGAAGUAAUGAGUAAAUUUGAUUUUAUUCUUAGUUUUCAACAUGAUCUCAAUCUAAAUGAAUUUUCAUGCACAAUCAAUGCAUCAGUUGAUUUAUUUAAUGCUGAAACUGUUUGUAUAAUUGCGCAACGAUUACAGACAAUGUUACAUCAGCAAUUCACAUCUUUUGAUUGUACACCAAACAAACCUGUUCAUGAAUUGUCAAUAAUAUUAUCAAAUGAACGAUAUCUAAUGCAAUCAUUAAAUAAUACACAAGUAUCAUUUCCAUCUUCUGUCACUUGUAUUCAUCAUGAGUUUGUAUAUCAAGUAAUGAAACAUCCACAAAAACUAGCUGUUGAACUUGAUGAACAAUCAUUGACAUAUUGUGAGCUGUUGCAUUAUAUACAAAUAUUAUCUUUGACUCUUCUUAAUGAAUAUCAUGUGUUUCCUGGUGAGAUCGUAUGUCAAUGUGUUGAGCGAAGUUUGUCAAUGGUGAUUGGUAUAAUGGCAAUUGAAAUGAGUGGUGGUGUUUAUUGUCCAUUGUCAUCUCGAGAUCCACAACAUCGUUUGCAUGCACUUGUAGAGCAGACUCAAAGUCGUCUUGUUCUUGUUCAUCAUUUAACUACGACGAAGUUCUAUGAUGAUAUUGUAUCACUUGAUAUUGAUUCAAUAUUAAAUGUCAAUAAUAUAAAUAGUGACAUAAAUUAUAAUUGCCUUUCAAAUGUGAAAGUGAAAGGCAAAGAGAUAGCCUACAUUAUUUUCACUAGUGGUUCAACUGGAACACCCAAAGCGGUUCAAGUGCGACAUAAGAACUUUAUUGAUUGUAUGCAUUCAUUGGCAUAUAUUAACUCAUUUAAUAAAAAUGAUACAGUUGUACAAAUGACAGGUUGUUCAUUUGAUAUUCAUGUUCAAGAAAUCCUUGGUAUAUUGUUAGCUGGAGGCACAUUGAUUAUGCUUCAUCCAGGUGGAAUGAUUGAUUUUGAUUAUUUAUCUGAAACCUUACAGAACAAACAAAUUACAUAUCUACAUACUGUUCCAAGUUUACUGCAUAGCUUUUUUUACUUCGGUCGAGCAGAAUAA